ACGUGACAUCGUCAACGCUUCUUCCCGCUCGCUUGCUUUUUGAAAACGCAUCACAUCUCAAACGGAUAACCAGAAAACCACUCUUUGUAGUCCGACGAAUCUCCAUCCCAAACCCUCCUUCCACCCUCUGUAGUCUGUACAUACAUUUAUGAGAGAGAGAGAGAGAGAGAGAGAGAGAGAGAGAGAGAGAGAGAGAGAGAGAGAGAGAGAGAGAGAAUGGAAUUGGACCCCUCACUGAUUGAAAUCGUGGGCGAGGACGACUCCCUCGUGCAACAGAUCCCCACGCCCGAUCACUACUACUUCCCAUGCUCGCCUCUGCAGAUCCCGCGUUCCAGCGGCAACCCCGACCGCGCUCGUCUUUCCCCAUUCACGGGCUUGAAGGGUAAUGUGAAUGUAGAGAAAUCUACGUGUUCAUCUCCAGAGGGUAGUACGAGAAGUAACAAAGAGAACAUAAAUGGAAACAAAUCAGAAGUGCCGAAAUUGAGUGUGGAGCCACAACCAAUGAAGAGAAAGAAAAGGGGCGGAGCAUACAAUUUACGGAAAAGCUUAGCGUGGGACAGGGCGUUCUUCACCGAAGAAGGUGUUUUGAAUCCACUUGAAUUAUCUAUUCUUAGUGGAAGAUUUGGUAAUUCUAGCAGCGAGGUGAUGCCAACAAUACAAGAAGAAGGGAGAAAGGUCUCUAGUAAUACUGGCAGCACUAAUGAUUCAACAGAUAUGCAGGGUACGCCAAAAAUGCUUUCAAACAAGAAGAGUAGUAGGACUGGCUCUAAAGGUGGUGAUUGUCCACGACCCUUGGUGUAUUCUUCUCUGAAAAGGCCUGCAAAUGCAAGCACUAUCAAAGUUGCAAUGAAAGAAUCGAAGCUGCCCAAAUUACGAGUUUCACGGCCUGGUGCUCAUUCACUUCCUAAAUCUAGUAAGAGUAGUGUCCUCAGUACAAGCCACUCAAAGCAUAAUCAGAUUGGUCAAGCAGCAGAUAUUUUCCAAAAGAGUUCCGGAUUACAAGACUCCUCUAAAAAAGCCAUGAAUUCUGCAAAUAAAGCAAACUCUGGCUCAGUUUCCUCGAUUAUGGCUGGAAAAUCACCAUGUCAACCUCCUAGAAGAAAUAUGGCUAAUGUCGCUUUAGGAUUACGCCCAUCUACUGAUCCACAGCCUACACUGGCUAUGAAAGCUAAGCGUGGUCUAGAUGUGUUUCCAACUGCAGUACUUCCUCCCUCUGGAUCGCGUGCACCAGAUUCCCAUGAUGUAUCUAGGAAAUCUGGUAUUCCAACCACAAAACCUUCAGGUUUGCGGAUGCCUUCUCCAUCACUGGGAUUUUUUGGUCAGCCUAAGUCGUCUGCUUCAAAUAGCUCGUCUGGGAAAGCUACCCUGCCUAGUAAUAUUCUUGAGUCUUGUACCCCCAGCUUACAGAGAAUCAACACCUCAAAUUAUGCACAUGACCCAAGGCUGCUGCGUGCCCGAGGGAAAAUGCCGAAAAUAGAUAAUAAAUCCACAGUUAGUGGAAAUGCUAGGGUCUCAGACCCAAGUAAAGAAUCUGUUCCAUCUGCUGGUAAUGAUGAUGCUUCAGGUGAAAAAGGGAAAUUGAAAUUAGAAGGAGAGGUGAUGAAAUAUCAACUGAUGAAAGAGAAUAAAGAAGUGCAUAACUUCAUUGAUGAAGACAAAGGGUUUCAAGAAUAUAGAGAAGCUCAUAAAGACAAUAGUUUUUGUGAGGAGUCGGGCUUUCAGAUGAAUGACAAUAAUAGGCUUUUGCAGAGCGGAUAUUCUGGUCCAGUCAAAGAUACUGAGACGAAUGAAUUGGAAAGUACCAAUUUUGCAUCUCAAUGUAGCUUUGUAGAGCUGGCAAAAGGUGAUACUAUAAUCAAUGAUACGAUCAAGAACCAACAUAUCGAGGACGAGCCAUACAGUUUUGGAGUUGGAACUCAUGCUGUCAUUUUCAAAACUAACUCUGAUUUUGCUGCUGGCGAUAUAAAACAGGACUUUUUGAUACCGCAAAAUGAUAAUUCAAGUGACGUAUCGGAUGAUGAUGAAUAUUCUGGGAAAAAGGUUGAACCGAUGAAGGUUUCUUCUGACAAAGCUGAUCAAAGUCUUGAUGGAGAGAAACGCAACCUCAUGAGUAAUGAGGGAAUUUUGCUUGAGACAAGAAGUACGUUUGAUUCCCAGAGAUACCAGAGUGAGAAUGUUGAAAAUGUCGAUUCAACUAUACCCGAAACAAUUGGAAGUGAAAAGCUAAGUUCUAAAAGUCCUCCACGUGAAAGUGCAGCAAAUGAAUCUGCAGCGGCAGUUGACCCGUCAAACAGAAAAUUACAUGUGGAAAAUCACAAGUGGUAUAGUGACACCCAGUUUGAGCCUGAUCUAUCCUUGAUGAAGAGCAGAGAUCAUUUGGCUGGUGAUGUAACUAAUAUUGACUCCAUCGUUUGUUGUUCUUUGAGCAUAGAAGAGGACAAAGGAGCUAAUGAGUUGAAGAAGAAUAUCUCGGCAGAGAAAGCUGAAACUAAGUUUUCUUCUGAAAAUCUUCACAAAGACAACAAGAGAACGAAGAUAAAUGGUGGCAUUUUGGUUCGUGGGAAUAGAGCUCUUGAUGAGUUCCACAGUGGAGAUCUUGGAAAUAGUACGGAUGUUAGUUUGAUAAAUGGAAAUUCUAGUGGAAGCGAAAUGGAAAUAUGUCAAAGUGCAUCUCUGUUAGAAUACACAGAACAAGCUAAUGAAGAUGCAGCUGGAAAUGAUAAGACAACAGAUGGAUUAUGUUCCGAAGAUACAGAAGCGCAUUCUUUAGAUGGCAACCUAUUAGCUGGAAGCAGCAACAGUUGUCAUAGUAAUUCAGAAAUAGAUUGUCAGAGUGUAAUGGCUACUGCUGAUGUCAAUGAACAAUCUAGUGGGCUACCAGACCUGCAAAUGCCCAGCCUUGUAGUUCAUAAUGGUUUCCAGUAUAACCAUGGUUUGCAUUCGAAUUAUAACUUGUCGCAUGGAAAAGGCACUAGCUCUGAUGCACCCCAAGAAGAACAGGUUCUCGCAAAUGUUCCAUUUGUUCCAGAACAAAAUGCUGAUGACAGCAGUGAAUCAAAAAGUUUCAGUGCUGCAAUUCAGGUACCACUGUCAAUGCAAGGCAGUGGUGUUGAUAUGGUAGGUACGGCUGAGGACCAACUUCUGGAGCAUGCACCAUCAAGCUCUGUAGAUAAUGAGGCUUCAAUUGAAAAUAUUGAGCGCUCAGUUGAUUCUGGUUUAGGGAAUGACAUGGAGUUCACUGGUGAAGCUACUUCCUUAGAAUCUGAUUUGGCCGUGAUGAUGAGGGAUGAUGGUCAAGCUAUUGGUACAAGUGCUACUUACAAGGCAUUUUGUUUGAGAGAAGAAUCAGGUUUUGCAGAUCAGCAAAUUCAGAACCUGGCUAAUGAAACUGAGAUAUUGGACCCAGGAGUUGAGAAUAUAAAUGCUUUCUUGCCGGAUGACACUGGAGUUGAAAUUUCUCAGACAAAUAUUAGUCCUACUCCUACCGUCAAACUUCAGCACAAGAUGGAUAAUGCUAUAUGUAUCGCAGAAGAUAUGGAUAGAACUGUGCAAAUCAAGAAAUCAAGAGAUGGUGGGAAGCAAAACAAUCUGAUGAUAAACCCCCCUGUAAAUGCAGUUCCUUUCUCUGAUGAGUGGCUAGCUGCCAUGGAAGCUGCUGGAGAGGAUAUUCUAAAAAUGAAGAGUGGUGCUGUACAAAAUUCCCCUCCUGAUAGAUCUCUACCUGAACCAGGUCCAUGGUCACCGGUGAAACGGAAACACACCGAGAUUGGACCAUAUGAUUGUACAAAGUUCAACAUUCUACCACCUGACUCUGAUUAACUGAUCUAGAUUUCACUAUUUUGGCAAUCCUGACAUAUCAUAACAUUCUUUGUUAAAUGUUCAUAGGUUUGCCUUGGGAGAUGAACUGAGCUUAAAGCUCUAUUCGAUUCAUAUCCAAAAAUCCUUCUAACCUCCAAUUAGAGAGAAAAAAAAGAAGCUGUUGUAGGUUUUCUACUAGUGCUGCCCUGUUAUUAGGUUGUAGUAUUAUUACACGAACAAUUCUUGAAGUACUUCGAUGGAAUUUUCCCAUUAGGUUUUAGAAAAGUUGCAAUUCUCUCUCCCUCUCAA
Molecule: messenger RNA, 4107 nt
Organism: Rhododendron vialii
Lineage: Eukaryota; Viridiplantae; Streptophyta; Magnoliopsida; Ericales; Ericaceae
Exons: 11
Coding region: 217-3819 (1200 amino acids)
Molecular function (GO): microtubule binding
Source: RefSeq, a predicted model, not a curated record